UAUACAGCCAUUAAUGUCUAAACCACCUGCAACAAAAGUGAAUACACCCUUAAGUGACCACACCCUACAUGUUCAAAUUGAGAACUGCUUGUCAUUUUCCCUCCAAAACUAGUUAGUGUUAUUAGGUCUCAGGUGAGCAUAGGGAGCAGGUGUGUUUUGUAGUAAAUGUUGUAGUAUGGCUCUCACACGCUCUCAUACUGGUCCCAGAAAGUUCCAACAUGGCACCUCAUGGCAAAGAACUCUCUGAGGAUCUUAAAAGACGAAUUGUUGCACUACAUGAAGAUCGCUAACACCCUAAAACUGAACUGCAGCACAGUGGCCAAGAUCAUUCAGCGUUUUUAAAAGAGCAGGGUUCACUCAGAACAAAGUUGGUCGUCUGAAGAAGAUGAGCACACUUUUUUUUUUCUGGUGUACCUGGAGGGAACCUCCUCCCUGUAUGUUGAUGUUGAUUUUCACUUCACAUAGCCUGUCCAUCCGCCCUGUACUGUUUUCCCUCCCUCUUUCUCUCUGAUCACUCUCUACUCCUCCAUCACGCCUCUCUCUCUCUCUCUCUCUCUCUCUCUUAUUUUUUUUCUCUUUCUCAACAUCUCUGUGUAAUCAUCCCGCAGCGCGUGAGAGGAGCAGCAGAGCAGAGUGGCUCCAGCACCAACAGCAUCUCCACCAUCUCCCAAAUCUCCACCACCUCCAACAUCUCCAACAUCUCCACCUCCAGCAGCCCGGCGGCGGCAGCAGCGCGUCUCCUCCGCCCGGCUCUCCGGCUGAUGCGCGCGGCUGAGGGGGAUGCCAGCCGGCCGGGUCCCGCCUCUCGCUCUCCCGUUAGAUAAUAUAAUGCGCGCGCGGCGGCUAUAUAAACACUAGCGCGCGAGAGAUGAUGAGCAGUAGCGCGGGACUGGACGGCUGGGGUGACCGGAGUUUACUGAAGUGCUGAAGUGAGCGCGCGCGCGUGUCCCCGGCGGGACCUUCUGCAUGGGACAGGGUCUAGUGCGCGUGGACAGGGUCUCCAGAGCGCGCGCACGGUUAUCUGCGGUGUGAGAGAGUAAGAGAGUGAAUGAGAGAGUGAGAGAGAGUGUGUGUGAUUGAGUGAGAGAGAGUGAGCAGCUCGGUCAGUCACCCCGCGCCGCGGUCAUGGCGGAUCUCGGCGGCUUCCUGAGCUCCAUAGAUGUGGAUUUACAGAGCCUCCCGGGCCUCGGGAACAUCCCGCUGUCCGACUCCCCCGCCGGGCUGACGGAGCGGCUCGGGCUGAUCGAGGGGCGGCUCCAGCGCGGCUCCCUGCCGGACUUCGACCACCUGAAGGGCAUCCUGCGCCGCCGCCAGCUCUACUGCCGCACCGGCUUCCAGCUCGAGAUCUUCCCCAACGGAACCGUGCACGGGACCCGGCAGGAUCACAGCAGAUUCGGGAUCCUGGAGUUCAUCAGUCUGGCUGUGGGUCUGGUCAGCAUAAGAGGUGUAGAUGCUGGCCUUUACCUGGGAAUGAAUGAAAAAGGAGAGCUCUAUGGGUCGAAGAAGCUGACGGCUGAGUGUGUUUUCCGCGAGCAGUUUGAGGAGAACUGGUACAACACGUACGCCUCGACGCUCUACAAGCACGCCGACACAGAGAGGUACUACUACGUGGCUCUGAAUAAGGACGGCUCGCCUCGAGAGGGCGGGAGGACUAAAAAACAUCAGAAAUUGACUCAUUUCCUGCCCCGGCACGUGGAGAUCGAAAAGAUCCCGCCGGCUUACAGGGACCUGUUCCAGCACAGGUGACCAGAGCUCCAGCCUGUGCUGCAGACGGAGCAAAGAAGAAGAAGACGACGACGAUGAGGGGGAAGGAAGUGGUGACUGUAAGGAGGGGACGGACACCGGGAGGACUGACGGAGACCCUCCCUCUCGCUCUUCCCCUCACCACUGUUUAGAUUUGCCUUCUGGUCCAAAGCAAGGAGUCCCUCUCCAGCGGUGACUGAGAUAAACAGUACGUGUGUGUUCCUGGACGGCUCCGUUUCCUCUCCUUAAUGGGUUUUAAACCACAGAGCGGAGAGGACAUUCCUCCCGCCGUCGCCGGUGCCAAGAGGUGUUCGAGGGAGAGGUGUUGACUUCAGAUCCCCAUGACUGGACCGCCUCCGUGUCACGCAACGUCUCCGUCCUGAGACGGUCAGGAGCAUGCAUACGGUGCAUCUGCUAAAGUUCUCAAGGAUCCACUCGUGAUGGGAAUCGUACCACUUCUUUGACUCUGGCUUUAAGUUUUUCAAUUUUUUUAUCAUAGCGAUUUCUGUAGCACUUACGUACGUACAUUAUGUCUUAAGCAUGAUGGUCGGUGGAGCCUGCUUCUGUUCAUACAUUCAUUCAUUCAGUGGUUCAAUCAUUCAAUGGUUUGUUCAUUUAUUUGUUCUUUUAAGCAACCAGGUUGAAACUUGGACUUUCUUGGGAUUUUCUUUCCAUUUCUGACCAAAACAAGAGAGAAAAACUCAAUUGCAAUUGAUAAUCAAGUUGGAAGAUGGAAUUAUCUCCAUGAUAAGGGUCUUCACAAGCCAACACUUGCCUUCUAAAUAGAGUAGGCAUCAUGACUGUUAAGGGACAGUCACACUGUGUAUGGAGACUGACUGUAUGGAGAAAAAAAAGAUUUAGAGUACUUAUUCUAUAGUACUUACCCAUAGGAGACAUAAAAACUCAAUUGCAAUUGAUAAUCAGGUUGGAAGAUGGAUUUAUCUACGUAUUAAGUGUCUUCGCAAGCCAACAAAUCAUGACUGGUAAGGGACAGUCACACUGUAUGGAGAAAAAAGAAGAUUGAGUACUUAUACUAUAGUACUUACCUAUAGGAGACAAAGAGACAAGUCCAAGAAACAUGACUGGAUGGACAAAUAUGGUGCCUUCCUCCUUAACCCCUGAGAACAUCCCAGAACAUAAACUUUAACCACGCCAAGGGAGAUGUAGAGGCGAGAUUUUUUUUUUUAGGUCGAUCGAUGUACAUUUACGGACGCUUGAGAGAUGAGAGGUACUGCUAAGUAAUAAAACUGGCCAGCGAAGGCUGAAACAAUAACAACCACUAAUGAAAAAGCAAAGAAAAAGCUUUUUAAGGGAAAAGGCUUUAAGAGAAAGGCCUAAAAGACCACCAAAGAGGAAUACAGGAGACGCAAGAGACAUGAGAGAGAGAGCAGAGUGGAGGAGACGUCCAAUCUUCAGUGUGAAACACUGGGAGAUAAAUGAGCACUUAGCACCACUCGGUGAAUCCACUCCUCUCCUCUACUGUCCUCUUCUUUUGAAGGUUCUACAAAAGUUCUAGUCUGCCUUUUUUACAGGAAAAAAAAGAAAUGAAAGCACUCUCUGCAGAAAAUAAUAAAGAAUAUACAGGGGUUGAACAAUGAAACUGAAACACCUGGUUUUAGAGCACAGUAAUUGAUUGUGGUGACGGACAGUUCUGGUGGAAACAGGAGAGUUGAGGUGCACAUUGAAUUCUGCGUGAUUUGAUCAGUCGUGGUUUUAUGGUUUUUUGAUACAAUCCGGGUUAGCACCCGAACAUCCCUUUCAGACAGCUUCCUCUUACAGAGUCCACAGUUAAUCCUAUUGGAUGUAGUUGGUUGUUCUUGGUGGUAUGCUGACAUUACCCUGGAUACCGUGGCUCUUGAUGCAUCACAAAGACUUGCUGUCUUGGUCACAGAUGCUCCAGCAAGACGUGCACCAACAAUUUGUCCUCUUUUGAACUCUGGUAUGUCUCCCAUAAUGUUGUGUGCAUUGUAAUAUUUAGAGCAGAACUGUGCUCUUACCCUGCUAAUUGAACCUUCACACUCUGCUCUUACUGGUGCAAUGUGCAAUUAAUGAAGAUUGAACACCAGGCUGCUCCAAUUUAGACAUGAAACCUAAAAUCCCACACUAAAAUGAUGACAGGUGUUUCAGUUUCAUUGUCCAACCCCUGUAGGUGAUGUAUUCUUAUAUGAUGUUAAAACCAGGGAAAAGCUAAGGCUAAGGCAUACGCAGGAAUAGUAGUAGGAGUGUAGAGAAGAAUAAAAGUGUGGUUUGAUUGAUGAAAUGAUUGAUAAAAAGGAGUGACUUGUAAUGUUCAGGCUGUCAGGAACAUUAUUAAAAUGCAAGUGGCAGAUGUAAAUAUGGAUGAACCUAUUUAUAAGAUGUACAAUAUAUUUAUUUUCUACAUAUAAAGUAUAAUUCUAAAUCUCUCUAUAUAUAUAAAUAUAUUUAUUUAUUGCAAAGUCUUUAUUUUGUAAUGAACUUGAAAUUAUAAGAACUGUAAAUUCUACUGAAAUUACACAAAAAAAGGGCCAACAUCAAUUUGACCUGAAUGGAUGACAAUAAAAUUGUCCUGCUAUAUUA
This is a messenger RNA of Astyanax mexicanus (Mexican tetra), 4302 nucleotides long. RefSeq names its product fibroblast growth factor 16 (gene fgf16). Bases 1126 to 1746 code for a protein of 206 amino acids. The transcript has 3 exons. Gene Ontology annotation, cellular component: cytoplasm. Gene Ontology annotation, biological process: positive regulation of gene expression; positive regulation of cell population proliferation; positive regulation of protein phosphorylation. Gene Ontology annotation, molecular function: growth factor activity; fibroblast growth factor receptor binding. The record is from RefSeq and is a predicted model, not a curated record. Lineage: Eukaryota; Metazoa; Chordata; Actinopteri; Characiformes; Acestrorhamphidae.